AUUUAUAGGGGCUCCGCGAAGUAAGCAGGCGUCUAACGGGCCCGGUGACGUCAGUCACGUGAUUUGCAUAUCUCUGCGUAUAAAUGCAGUGAUUCUGCGCUUUUCUCUUCACUGCUGCACCCGCUGAGAACAAACACUUCGACUAGCACACUCUCUGACCCUCUGCAAACAUGUCUGACAAGCCAAAUCUCGAGGAAGUGACCAACUUUGACAAGACCAAGCUGAAGAAAACGGAAACCCAGGAGAAAAAUCCUUUGCCGUCUAAAGAAACCAUCGAACAGGAGAAACAGGCGGGUUCCUCGUGAAACUCGCUCCGCACACUUCUAUGCACUGUACAUUCCACAUUGCCUUUUUCACGUCUUCUCGCUGUUUAACUUUUAACGGAAAUGUAUGACCUAAGUUGCAUUGUGAUUGGACAACCAAAAAAUGCAGACGUCCGUACAAGCCCUAUGUUUCUGUGCCCACGUAUUCCCCUUUUUUGUAAACCGCACCACUGAUAUUCUCAUGAAGCUUGUUGAUAUGGAUGAGGAGGCAGAGCCUGGCGUGAAGCCUCACAGUUUCACUGCCGUGAGAAGUGGUGAGGGGGCGGGGCUAAGAGUUUGAGUGACCCGUAACAGAGACUCGCUCUUGUAACAUCUCUUGUGACUUUGGUUGACUUGCUCAAAUGCUUUAAAGUCAUGCAGUGUUCUUGUUUUUUGUAUGUUGACGUCUUGGAAUGCACAACUUUUGUUUUGUAAUGCAAAUAAAAUUCUGUAAUAUUCA
Molecule: messenger RNA, 762 nt
Organism: Carassius auratus (goldfish)
Lineage: Eukaryota; Metazoa; Chordata; Actinopteri; Cypriniformes; Cyprinidae
Product: thymosin beta-11
Exons: 3
Coding region: 171-305 (44 amino acids)
Biological process (GO): regulation of cell migration; actin filament organization
Cellular component (GO): cytoplasm
Molecular function (GO): actin monomer binding
Source: RefSeq, a predicted model, not a curated record